Molecule: messenger RNA, 772 nt
Organism: Amphiprion ocellaris (clown anemonefish)
Lineage: Eukaryota; Metazoa; Chordata; Actinopteri; Pomacentridae
Gene: sdhaf3
Product: succinate dehydrogenase complex assembly factor 3
Exons: 2
Coding region: 151-522 (123 amino acids)
Biological process (GO): mitochondrial respiratory chain complex II assembly; succinate metabolic process
Cellular component (GO): mitochondrion; mitochondrial intermembrane space
Source: RefSeq, a predicted model, not a curated record
GUUUCCGGUAUAAACAAGGACAUGCGUUGAGUAACUCUCCUUGUGAAUGUUGGGUUGUUUCUGUAGCUGUAACCCCGGUAUGUCCGUCACUGUAAGGGGCUACAGGACAAGUGUUCUCGGUUAGAAAGUGUUCUCCGCCUCCCUGACCUCAUGGCGGCCGCUGCUCAUGUGUCCGCAGUCCGCUCCCUGUACAAGAGGAUCCUGGUGCUGCACCGGUUCCUGCCCAUAGACCUGCGAGCCCUGGGUGACCAGUAUGUGAAAGACGAGUUCAGGAGACAUAAAGGUGCAACACCGGAGGAAGUCAAGGGCUUCAUGACAGAGUGGGAGAACUACAAGGACACCCUGCAGACUCAGGUACUGGAGUCAGCAGGGGAGCGCCUCAGUGAAGUGAAGUUCGGGGCCAACCUGUCAGAUGGGAAACUCCGCGACUUCCAGGAUGAGCAGAUAGGCCAGCUGUAUGAACUCAUGCUGGAAUCCACCAAACCCAACAGACAGUUUGACAUCCAGGAGGACAGCAAAUGAAACAGCAGGUCACAAUGACGCGCUUGGACAUUGAGAAGCAGAUGGUUUUUCUGAUGAAGACAGACCACUAAUAUAUUACCUCUUAGUGCUUCAGAUACAGAGUGGAGCUCAAAGGCCAAGUCGAGGCUUUUAGGAAUAUUUGAUUAUGUCAAAGUGCUGUGUAAUUCUGUGUUCUUGUUCUUUUCUCUUUUACUGUGACAAUAAAAGAGGUUCCUCAUGCUCCUCAACAGGUGCAUUAAGGUCGCACUAA